Molecule: messenger RNA, 1062 nt
Organism: Colletotrichum truncatum
Lineage: Eukaryota; Fungi; Ascomycota; Sordariomycetes; Glomerellales; Glomerellaceae
Source: RefSeq, a predicted model, not a curated record
AUGCCGCAGGACCCGAACCUCUAUGGACAGCCGCCACCCAAGAAGCGAAAGAACAAUACGGCUCUGAGCAGCUCUCUUGAUUUUACUGCCCAACUAACCUCCCUCAUGUCUGUUCCGUCGACCACCGUUUCCCGACCAGUUCGUCCACGUGCGUCUCGCACAAGAGACUCCAUCUUCGGUGGCGCAAAAUCCAAGACGAUUGAUAACAGUAGAGGCAGUGGCAGCAAUAACAAAGACUCGCACAAGUUGGCCUUAAAAGACCCCUUGGGUACCGAAGACGAAUCCCUAAACUUGGCUCGAACGCGACGAAGAAUGGAAGAAAAGGCACGCCUCUACGCUGCCAUGAAGCGGGGUGACUACGUGCCCCAGGAGAAUGAAGCCUCGCCUUUGGUCGACUUUGACCGGAAAUGGGCCGAGGCCGAGGGAAGGGGAACGAUGCAUGGGGAUGGCGAAGUCUCGAGCUCCGGUUCCGAUAACGAAGAAGAGGAUGAGAAAAAUAUCAAAAGUCAAGAGAUCGUAGAGUACGAGGACGAGUUCGGGCGCCAACGACGCGUGACGAAGGCUGACAUGGAACGUCUCGAACGACAGCGUCGCCGUGGCCUCUUAGGUGCCGAAGAAUUGGAGCGCAUGUCAGCCCGUCCUGCGGCACCUGCGAAGCUAUUGUACGGCGACGGUAUCCAGACGAUGGCUUUCAAUCCAGAAGAUCCUGAAAAGAUGGAAGAGUUGGCACGAAAACGUGACAGGAGCGCAACCCCACCGGAGAUGAAACACUACGACGCUGAUAGUGAGAUUCGCACCAAAGGUACGGGAUUCUACAAGUUUAGCAAGGACGAGGAAGCCAGGUCCAAGGAAUUUAAGAGUCUAGAGGAGCAGCGGCAGAGGACGGAAGCCGCGAGAAGAGAAAGGGAGGACACGAAAGAAGCCAGGCGGAAAGACCUUGAACAACGACGGAAAAACGUCGAGGAGAGGAGGGCUGCGAAAUUAGCCAGCAGUUUCCUGGACGGGUUGGCUGUCGACAUGCAAUGUCCUAAUGCAACAGAGGAAGACACAGUACCACAGUAG